This is a messenger RNA of Nomascus leucogenys (northern white-cheeked gibbon), 3567 nucleotides long. RefSeq names its product tudor domain containing 1 (gene TDRD1). The record is from RefSeq and is a predicted model, not a curated record. Gene Ontology annotation, biological process: spermatogenesis. Lineage: Eukaryota; Metazoa; Chordata; Mammalia; Primates; Hylobatidae.
AUGAGUGUUAAAUCGCCAUUUAAUAUAAUGUCAAGAAAUAAUUUGGAAGCACCUCCUUGUAAGAUGACAGAGCCAUUUAAUUUUGAGAAAAAUGAAAAGCUUCCACCACAUGAGUCUUUAAGAAGUCCUGGAACACUUCCUAACCACCCUAAUUUCAGGCUGAAAAGCUCAGAGAAUGGAAAUAAAAAGAACAAUUUUUUGCUUUGUGAGCAAACCAAACAAUAUUUGGCUAGUCAGGAAGACAAUUCAGUUUCUUCAAACCCGAAUGGCAUCAACGGAGAAGUAGUUGGCUCCAAAGGAGACAGGAAAAAAUUGCCAGCAGGAAACUCGGUGUCACCACUAAGUGCUGAAAGUAAUUCACCACCCAAAGAAGUGAAUACUAAGCCCGGAAAUAAUGUACCUCCUGCAAAAUCAAAAAAACUAAACAAGUUGGUCGAGAAUUCCUUGUCCAUAAAUAAUCCAGGGCUCUUCACCUCCUUAGGACCUCCUCUUCGCUCCACAACUUGCCAUCGCUGUGGCCUGUUUGGAUCAAUGAGGUGCUCUCAGUGCAAGCAGACCUACUAUUGCUCCACAGCAUGUCAGAGAAGAGACUGGUCUGCACACAGCAUCGUGUGCAAGCCUGUUCAGCCAAAUUUCCACAAACUUGAUAAUAAAUCAUCUAUUGAAACAAAGGAUGUGGAGGUAAACAAUAAGAGUGACUGUCCACUUGGAGUUACUAAGGAAAUAGCCAUUUGGGCUGAGAGAAUAAUGUUUUCUGAUUUGAGAAGUCUACAACUCAAGAAAACCAUGGAAAUAAAGGGUACAGUUACCGAAUUCAAACACCCAGGGGACUUCCAUGUGCAGUUAUAUUCUUCAGAAGUUUUAGAAUACAUGAACCAACUCUCUGUCAGCUUAAAAGAAACAUAUGCAAAUAUGCAUGAAAAAGACUAUAUUCCUGUUAAGGGGGAAGUUUGUAUUGCCAAGUACACUGUUGAUCAGACCUGGAACAGAGCAAUCAUACAAAACGUUGAUGUGCAGCAAAAGAAGGCACAUGUCUUAUAUAUUGAUUAUGGAAAUGAAGAAAUAAUUCCAUUAAACAGAAUUUACCACCUCAACAGGAACAUUGAUUUGUUUCCUCCUUGUGCCAUAAAGUGUUUUGUAGCCAAUGUUAUCGCAGCAGAAGGGAAUUGGAGUAAUGAUUGUAUCAAAGCUACUAAACCACUGUUAAUGGAGCAGUACUGCUCCAUAAAGAUUGUCGACAUCUUGGAAGAGGAAGUGGUUACCUUUGCUGUAGAAGUUGAGCUGCCAAAUUCAGGAAAACUUUUAGACCAUGUGCUUAUAGAAAUGGGAUAUGGCUUGAAACCCAAUGGACAAGAUUCUAAGAAGGAAAAUGCAGAUCAAAGUGAUCCUGAAGAUGUUGGAAAAAUGACAACUGAAAACAACAUUGUCGUAGACAAAAGUGACCUAAUCCCGAAAGUGUUAACUUUGAAUGUAGGUGAUGAAUUUUGUGGUGUGGUUGCCCACAUUCAAACACCAGAAGACUUCUUUUGUCAACAACUGCAGAGUGGCCGAAAGCUUGCUGAACUUCAGGCAUCCCUUAGCAAGUACUGUGGUCAGUUGCCUCCACGCUCUGAUUUUUAUCCAGCCAUUGGUGAUAUAUGUUGUGCUCGGUUCUCAGAGGAUGAUCAGUGGUACCGUGCCUCUGUUUUGGCUUACGCUUCUGAAGAAUCUGUACUGGUUGGAUAUGUAGAUUAUGGAAACUUUGAAAUCCUUAGUUUGAUGAGACUUUGUCCCAUAAUCCCAAAGUUGUUGGAAUUGCCAAUGCAAGCUAUAAAGUGUGUACUAGCAGGAGUAAAGCCAUCAUUAGGAAUUUGGACUCCAGAAGCUAUUUGUCUCAUGAAAAAACUUGUACAGAACAGAAUAAUCACAGUGAAAGUGGUGGACAAGUUGGAAAACAGUUCCCUGGUGGAGCUUAUUGAUAAAUCCGAGACGCCUGAUGUCAGUGUUAGCAGAGUUCUCGUAGAUGCAGGCUUUGCCGUGGGAGAACAGAGUAUGGUGACAGAUAAACCCAGUGACGUGAAAGAAACCAGUGUUCCCUUGGGUGUGGAAGGAAAAGUAAAUCCAUUGGAGUGGACAUGGGUUGAACUUGCUGUUGACCAAACAGUAGAUGUUGUGGUCUGUGUGAUAUAUAGUCCUGGAGAAUUUUAUUGCCAUGUGCUUAAAGAGGAUGCUUUAAAGAAACUCAAUGAUUUGAACAAGUCAUUAGCAGAACAUUGCCAGCAGAAGUUACCUAUUGGUUUCAAGGCAGAGAUAGGACAACCUUGUUGUGCUUUUUUUGCAGGUGAUGGUAAUUGGUAUCGUGCUUUAAUCAAGGAAAUCUUACCAAAUGGACAUGUUAAAGUACAUUUUGUGGAUUAUGGAAACAUCGAAGAAGUUACUGCAGAUGAACUCCGAAUGAUACCAUCAACAUUUUUAAACCUUCCCUUUCAGGGAAUACGGUGCCAGUUAGCAGAUAUACAGUCUAGCAACAAACAUUGGUCUGAAGAAGCCACAACAAGAUUCCAUAUGUGUGUUGCUGGGAUAAAAUUGCAAGCCAGGGUGGUUGACGUCACUGAAAAUGGGAUAGGAGUUGAACUCACCGAUCUCUCCACUCGUUAUCCCAAAAUAAUUAGUGAUGUUCUGAUUGAUGAACAUCUGGUUUUAAAAUCUGCUUCACCACCUAAAGAUUUACCAAAUGACAGACUUGUUAAUAAACAUGAGCUUCAAGUUCAUGUACAGGGACUUCAAGCUACCUCUUCAGCUGAGCAAUGGAAGACGAUAGAAUUGCCAGUGAAUAAAACCAUACAAGCAAAUGUAUUAGAAAUCAUAAGCCCAAACUUGUUUUAUGCUCUACCAAAAGGGAUGCCAGAAAAUCAGGAAAAGCUGUGCAUGUUGACAGCUGAAUUAUUAGAAUACUGCAAUGCUCCAAAAAGUCGACCACCCUAUAGACCAAGAAUUGGAGACGCAUGCUGUGCCAAAUACACAAGUGAUGAUUUUUGGUAUCGUGCAGUUGUUCUGGGGACAUCAGACACUGAUGUGGAAGUGCUCUAUGCAGAUUAUGGAAACAUUGAAACCCUGCCUCUUUGCAGAGUGCAACCAAUCACCUCUAGCCAGCUGGCGCUUCCUUUCCAAAUUAUUAGAUGUUCACUUGAAGGAUUAAUGGAAUUGAAUGGAAGCUCUUCUCAAUUAAUAAUAAUGUUAUUAAAAAAUUUCAUGUUGAAUCAGAAUGUAAUGCUUUCUGUGAAAGGAAUUACAAAGAAUGUCCAUACAGUGUCAGUUGAGAAAUGUUCUGAUAAUGGGACUGUCGAUGUAGCUGAUAAGCUGGUGACAUUUGGUCUGGCAAAAAACAUCACACCUCAAAGGCAGAGUGCUUUAAAUACAGAAAAGAGGUAUAGGAUGAAUUGCUGCUGCGCAGAGUUACAGAAACAAGUUGAAAAACAUGAACAUAUUCUUCUCUUCCUCUUAAACAAUUCGACAAAUCAAAAUAAAUUUAUUGAAAUGAAAAAACUGUUAAAAACAACAGCCUCUCUUGGAGGUAAACCCUUAUGA